This is a messenger RNA of Corticium candelabrum, 3610 nucleotides long. RefSeq lists its product as uncharacterized. Bases 6 to 3410 code for a protein of 1134 amino acids. Gene Ontology annotation, cellular component: nucleolus. Gene Ontology annotation, molecular function: transcription corepressor activity; sequence-specific DNA binding; transcription factor binding. The record is from RefSeq and is a predicted model, not a curated record. NCBI's taxonomy places the organism in Eukaryota, Metazoa, Porifera, Homoscleromorpha, Homosclerophorida, Plakinidae. The transcript has a single exon. Gene Ontology annotation, biological process: regulation of DNA-templated transcription.
UUGCAAUGUCGCAAGCUAUUGUUGCAAGCUUCUGGUCGUUGGCGUCUGUGCAAGAAAGCGAGCGUGUCUCGUCAGCCAAGGCGAUAUUAAGCGAGUUGGAGAAGUCGCAGCCGUCAGGCCAACGUCAAGAGGAUUUGGGAGAGUUCGAGGAUUUGCAGUACGUUCUGAAACGUUUGGUUAGCGGAUUGGCUUCUUCACGCAAAGCUGCAAGGCAAGGAUACGCAACGGCUUUGGCUGAGCUGUUUGCGAGGUUUGAUUGUUUGCGUGUUGAUCACGUGAUCCGACUGAUGAAGGAGAGUCUGCAAGUUACAGGCAGUGCUAAAGCUCAGGAAACACGAGACGCAUACUACGGGCAGGUGUUUGCUCUGUUGGCUCUCUGUCGCUCUGGGAGGCUUUUCAAGGAGGAUUUGCUGCCCGAUUUGAAGCGAGUCGUUGGCUGCUUGUGGGAAUUGGGAAAGAAAAAAGUUUAUUUGAAGCAAAUCAGUGCGAAGGGCAUUGUGGAUGUUAUUGGGCAGGUCGGUGGCGAUGUCUUUAGCCAGUGGAUUCUUCCUGUUAUUCGAGAGGACCUCGAGGCGGCGUGGUGGCAGUGCACACCAGAGAGGCUGUCGAUUGCAGUUGCUGUACAACAAGCGAUGGGAACGCACUUUGAGUCGGAAUUUUUUAAGAAGCAAUGGAAGCAUGUAAACGUACUGCAUUCGAAGAACUACGAGAGAAUAGCUUCAGUUCUAAUGGAUUCGUCGUACGCUCAUCCUCAAAUUCACUAUGUCUGGGAUCAGAUCUUGCCUUUGGUGUUGGCUCAAUCGGCGACGUUUGUGCAGUUUUGGAAAGCUGUUGUGGAUGAGUGUCUAAUGACGUCAUCUCACGAGAGGAAGUAUCUCGGUCUUCACUUGGUACUGAAGGUUGUUCCGAAGUUGACUGCAGAUCAGGUUGUUGGAGUGUUUUGUGGAAAUUGGAUGAGAUGUUUGAUGAAUAACGUGACGUCACCCGAUAAAUAUCUUUACUCUGUUGCAAAACAUAUUUUGAACGGUUUGUGUGAAUGUCUUGUUCAAGUCGUGGAUCGGGCUGUUCAUCUGGCUAUUGUGCUUCAGCUGCUUGGGCCAAACGGGAACAGGAAAUUUGAUCAGGUUUCUAAAACGAAGACGAUUGCUACGAUUGUUAGCUUGUUUGAUUGCCCUGCAACGGUGGCCUUUUUACGGUUUCUAAAAUUGACAUUCAAUAAAGGAAAAACAGUGCACAGCACAGGCGACAUAUUGCAAUCCGAUGGAACACAAGAUAUUGCGACCAGACAGUGGGCAAUUGAUGAGAUGCUUCGUGUUCUUCGUAAUCUCAAGUUACCACAAGAAGACUCGUGGAUACUAGAUUUAGGCAAAUUUGUUUUCUUCCAUGCUUAUUUUGAUGCUCGUGACACUUCUAAUGGACUUGAUGAGAUUUUGUGCACCCCAUAUCUUUCUUUGUCUCUCGAACUGAGGCAGUUCUGUCAGCAAAGGUUCAUUAGUGUGUUGUCACACGUAUCACACAUGCCACCCUUGAACAAAGGCAGUGGUGGUCUCUCUGCUGGUCAUCAUGGAACUGCAUCUGAUGGUGAAUUCUGGUUGUAUCAUCUACUGGAGUUUGGAAGGCGUUUACUCGAACAAAGCGAAACCGUGAGUCUUCACCAGCCACUGAGCACAGAGUCUAGUGUAGCUCUGGAGGCCAGCAUGACGACUAUUCAGUCAAUCCGGCAGAAAGCUUCACAAACAACCAGCAUUGCUGAAGCAAAGGCAUUUGAGUUACUCUUUUUGUACACAACUCUUCAGCUGUUUGGAGACCAAGAUCAGUCUGUAGAAGUACUUCAGGACUUGCAGGCUUGCUAUGAAAAAUUGGAGAAAUCGAAGUCGACGGGAAGGAAGAGGAAAGCAUCGAACUCUUCUGGUCCGGAAUGGGUCGAGGUGCUGACUGACAUUCUUCUUAGUUAUUUAGCUCGACCGUCCCAGCUCACUCGCAAUAUUGCAGACGAUGUGUUUAGAGCCGUUGUCCCUCACAUUACUAAACCGGCAUUAAACUUGAUUCUUCAGGCUGUUGCUGCAAAGAAAACAAGACAGAAAGACCAGGAUGACGAGGACGACGAAGACGAGGAGGAAGACGAUGAUGAGGACGAUGAGGAUGAAGAAGUCAGUGAAGAUGACGAAGAAGUAGCAGACAGUGAGAAAGAGUCGAAUAGUCAGUCCGAUAAUAGUGAUGUGGAUGAAGAAUUUAGACGGCAAGUCAAAGCAGCACUCGGUGACUGUGCAGCCGUUGAUACAUCUGAUGACGAGUCUGACAGGAUAGACGACAAUCAGAGUGACAUGUCAAUGGAUGAUGAUGCUAUGGAGGCAGUCGACCAGGCACUCGCUGCCGUCUUUCACGAACGCCGGUUAGCAAAGAAGGACAAAAAGCAAAGACAAGAAGAGAAAAAAGUUGACGCACACUUUAGACUGAGAGCCUUAGACUUGCUCGACAUUUUCAUCAAGAGGCAAUCAUCGAACCCUCUCAUUCUAGAUCUCAUUCUCCCAUUACUGCAUUUGAUCAGACGCGGGCAACGGCUCAGAGACGUUAAACCGUUGGUCGACAGAGCAGAGAAUCUGUUUAGCAACAAGUUGUGCAAAAUCAAACAAUAUCCGAGAGAGAACGUCGACGUUGACAACGUCCAUUGCCUACUCGAGGAGCUCCUACACAUUGCACAGACGGCUCCGUCCGUUAAUGUCGUUACGUUGGCAACACACGGUUGCAUGUUCGUGGUUCGAGUUUUGAGAGGAAACGUGGUCGCAACCGAGACGUCGUCGUUUCAAACCGAAACUCCAGCACACAAACGCAAGAAAGCCGACGCAAUCAAAACUCAGCCACUGCAUCAAUCCAAGUUUUCUCUCGGUGCUAUCGAUGUUGAUCGCUUUUGCAACGCGUAUGCCUCGUCUCUAAGAAACUUCACAGAGACGAGGAACACGCGACUACAUCCGGUCGUAUUCACAGAACUCAUCACCAGACACCCAGACGUCUCGUGGCUAUUAGCCAAAGACUUAGCAACAGCUCUAAACACAGGAGUGAACAACUACCGACGAACACAGGCAUGCCUGAUGCUAAACCAAUUGAUAUCAAACAAAAGCACAUUUGUCGAGAGUCUCUUUGUCGAGGCGUGUCCGGUGAUGCUUACUGAGUUUGUGCGGCUGCUGGAGAGAGUGGAUGUCGAUGUGCAGUUGAAGACUCAACAGUUACGUGACGUUCUACGAUUUGGUGUUAAACUGGUGUCAUUGGUGAAGACGCACGACUGCUGGGUGGAGUACUCGGCAAACCUCAAUGCUGCAGUUGUGGCAUGCCAACGAAGUGCAGCUCAGUCUCAAGAUGCGCGGACACUUUGCAACAAACUAUUACAACUGACCACUACAGACUUGGUUUAGCUGUCUCGGUUGGGUUUGUACUGUACGUAUAUGCUACAUCAGUCAGCAGCACUCAUAUAGAGUGCAUUAUAUUGGCUGAAUGUAUUGAAUCUGUUGACUUUUAUCUUGGUGUUACGUAAAGUAAUAAAAUAAUAAUUAUUUUGCAAACUUUGCUUUUAAUGCGUAUAUUGAUAUUUUUAUGUAAUUGAAAAAAUCAUAUC